AUGUAUGGAUCCACAGCGAAGCGGCUUCUCCAGCACUUUGGCGGACCGUUGGUUGCUAGUAGCGGUACCCACAUGAUUCGAUUCCGUCCUCUUCAAUCCCUUGUUAGUCGUUCUCACUUUUCCACCACUGUGAACUCUGAACCAUUUGCCAAUAAACCCCCUAGUUUUGCGAAUUCCACAUCAUCAUAUGCCGAUGAAUUCCCUAAUAUUUCAAAUUCCUCGUCGUCAACAGCCGAUCACAAGAGAUCGAGAGUGGAAUACCAAGAUGAGCAAGCUCGUGUGCUCCAAGCCUCACUUCCGCAUGUGAUAAGGUUGGGAUGGAGUGAAGCUGCGAUGAUUGCUGGUGCGAAGGAUGUUGGCGUGUCUCCAUCUAUUGUUGGAUUAUUUCCGAGGAAAGAAGGAAUGUUGGUUGAGUUUUUCAUGGAUGAUUGUUUGCAGAGGCUUAUUGAUAGAAUCGAGUCAAGUGCAGAUGAGCUGAAAAGUUUGAUACCCAGUGACCGUAUCACCAAGCUUAUCCGCAUUCGCUUAGAAAUGCAGGCACCCUACAUAUCGAAAUGGCCUCCAGCUCUUAGCAUCCAGGCACAACCAGUGAACGUCCCCACAAGCUUUAAGCAGAGAGCGAUGCUUGUGGAUGAGAUCUGGCAUGGUGCUGGCGACGACACCGCUGAUUUUCAGUGGUAUGUGAAGCGGACUGUCCUUGGAGGAAUAUACUCCACAACUGAGAUUUACAUGCUUACUGACAAUUCCCCAGAUUUUCGUGAUACAUGGGCAUUCUUGGAUGAUCGGGUGAAAGAUGCUUUUGACUUGAAGAAAACCAUUCAAGAGGCGACAUACUUGGCAGAAGCUGUUGGUGCUGGAAUGGGGACUUCUUUGCAAGGAUUUGUGAAGAGAGUCUUUCAGGGGUAAGAAAUUACGAAAGCAUUCUUUUGCAAGCAUCAGUCCUCCCUCCGGUCAGUAUACUUGGAUGAAAUGUUGUGUUAGUUACCACUUUAGUAGUUUCCGGGUGGAUCGAAGUUGAAAUUACUGUAAAUGUUUUCUCUCUGCCGAAGCCUGAGUUACGUUUAGUAGUGGUCUAUUACAAGAUCCAUUUGUUUGUCAACUAAAGUCUGUGUUUGAAUGUCUUGGCGAUACUUUUGGUACUUUCUCGAGUCUGUUGAACGUUCUGAGUCAUACAAUAAAUAAAAAUAUAGUUGAAUUAAAGGAAAAUGGAGGUGUAAUUAAAAUUGUAUGAGGUUUUAUAUGAUGUAUACAAAGAAAAUGCUUCCUAUAA
Molecule: messenger RNA, 1270 nt
Organism: Pyrus x bretschneideri (Chinese white pear)
Lineage: Eukaryota; Viridiplantae; Streptophyta; Magnoliopsida; Rosales; Rosaceae
Product: ubiquinone biosynthesis protein COQ9-B, mitochondrial-like
Biological process (GO): ubiquinone biosynthetic process
Cellular component (GO): mitochondrial inner membrane
Molecular function (GO): lipid binding
Source: RefSeq, a predicted model, not a curated record